AUGCUUAUAAACCACAUCUUUUUAUUACAAAUAUUUUCCACUCUGUCAAGUGAUGAAACACUCACAAUUCCGGAUGGUACAUCUCAGAUCGAGUCAAAUCAAUUCGCAAAUGUUUCAAAUUUCUCAUCAAUUUCGUUUCCAGAUUCUUUAACAUCCAUUGGCGAAAAUUCAUUUUAUAACUGUACAAGUCUAAAAAAUCUUGAUUUCCCUCAAAACUUACAAAUAAUUUCAAAAAAUUCGUUUUCAUUUUGUUCAAGCUUAACAUCAAUAAGAUUCUAUUCAGAAAAUACAAUUAUUUCAGAAAGUUCUUUCUACAAUUGUACAAAUCUCGAAACAAUAAUUUUUCCAUCAUCUUUAUCAAAAAUUAACAAAAAUACAUUUUACAACUGCGUAAAUCUAAACAAUAUAAUAUUCCCAAAUACAACCGAAUACAUUGAAUCGUAUGCAUUUUUUAAUUGUCACAAGUUAACAUUUGAUUCUUUACCAACAUCACUUUUACAAAUUGAUGAAUAUGCAUUUAAGAAUUGCAUAAAAAUCAAUAGCAUUGAUUUCCCAUCAAAUCUUAAAAAUAUUUUAUCAGAAUCAUUUUCAUACUGUAAAGCCCUACAAAAUGUAACAUUCCAAUCAGAAAAUACAACUAUUCUAGAUGGAGUGUUCAUGCAUUGUGAAAACCUUGAAUCAGUUAAACUUCCAUCACUAACAAGUAAAAUUGAAGAAAAAACUUUUUAUUAUUGCACUGGACUUAAAACAAUUCAACUUCCUCCAUCAUUAGAAAUAAUUGACUAUUAUGCUUUUUCUUAUUGCACAAAUCUAGGCAAAAUAUCUUUCCCAAAUACAGUACGAUCUAUAUUAAAUAGUGCAUUUUCCUUUUGUGAACAAUUAACAUUUGAUUCUUUACCAUCUUCAUUAAUAAAGAUUGAUGAUUCAGCAUUUAAUUCAUGUUCUAGCAUUCAAAGUAUCCAGUUUCCUGAAAAUUGUUCAAUGAUUGGGAUGAAUUCUUUUUCAUAUUGUUCUAAAUUAGAAAGAGUAGAAUUUUUAAAUUAUACCUCAGUAAUAGCAUCUGGUGCAUUCAUGUCAUGUGAAAAACUUUCAAAUGUCAGCCUUCCAAAAGAGCUUCAAAUAAUAGAAGCUUCACUUUUCAGAUCUUGUUCUGGACUUAAAAGUAUAAUCCUUCCUGAUACAAUUUAUUCAAUAGGUAAUGACGCUUUUUUGGAAUGUGAAAAUUUGAAGGAAGUGAAGUUUCCAAAUAGUCUUACAAAUAUCGAAGAAAAUUCAUUUUUUAACUGUAUUUCAUUAUUAAAUAUAACUUUACCAGAAAAGCUUAGUUAUAUUGGAUCUAAUGCGUUUGUUGGAUGUAUUAAAGUUAAAACAAUUACAUUUUUAAGUUCAUCAACAACUAUUGAUGAACGAUGUUUUUGGAAUAUGGAAUCCCUUGAGAGCAUCGUUCUUCCUAGUGAAUUGAAAGAAAUUUCAAAUUACUUAUUUUAUGAUUGCAUUAAUCUAGAAGCGAUAACAAUACCAAACAAAGUUACAAAAAUUGGAAUUCAAGCUUUUGAAAACUGCAUUAGUCUUAUUUAUGUCGAUAUCCCUGAAUCAGUUUUAGAGAUUGGCGACGCAUCAUUUUAUUGUUGUUCCGAUCUCCAAAAUGUAACAAUACCAUCUUUUCUCACAAUAAUACCUCAAUUUUGCUUCCAGAAUUGUUCAUCUCUUGAAAAUGUUUCCAUGAAGUCGAAUCAAUUAGUAGUAAUUGGCUUACAAGCAUUUUGUAACUGUUAUUUAUUGAAAUCAUUUACAUUUCCAAGUUCACUCAUAAGUAUCAAGGAAGGUCAUUUUUCUGCUGCUAUAAUUUAA
Molecule: messenger RNA, 1851 nt
Organism: Trichomonas vaginalis G3
Lineage: Eukaryota; Parabasalia; Trichomonadida; Trichomonadidae
Product: antigen BSP-related family
Exons: 1
Coding region: 1-1851 (616 amino acids)
Source: RefSeq, a predicted model, not a curated record